GCCGGAGUGGAGGGGGUGGCUUUGGGAGAAGGUGAGUGUGGUUGCCAUGUUGGGAGUUUUAGGGUACUUUUGUUGUGAGGUAUGUUGAAGGAGUUUGCAUAGGGAAAGCCGUCGCUGGGAGUUCGGCGGAAGUAAGUAAGUAAGUAAGUUUGGACUCGACGUAGGAAGAGUAGAACGUCUUCUACGAUUCUGAGGCGGGCUUGUUUAGUUGUUUGUGCUAGGCUUCAAAAGGAAAAGGUCCUGUUCCUAACCGAGAAGCCAGUACCAUGAGCGGCGGGGCGCCUUACAUCGGGAGCAAGAUAAGCCUUAUUUCUAAGGCUGAGAUCCGCUACGAGGGGAUCUUGUAUACUAUCGACACCGAAAAUUCCACUGUGGCGUUAGCCAAGGUUCGUUCCUUUGGUACGGAAGAUAGACCAACUGAUAGACCUAUACCGCCUCGUGAUGAAGUCUUUGAGUAUAUUAUAUUCCGUGGCAGUGACAUUAAAGAUCUGACUGUCUGUGAGCCACCAAAGCCUCAGUGUUCUUUGCCACAAGACCCUGCUAUUGUUCAGUCUUCAUUAGGAUCUUCGACUACAUCUUCGUUCCAGAAUGUGGGGUCCUAUGGUCCUUUUGGGAGAAUGCCUGCUUACAGUCAAUUUAGUCCAAGCCCUCUGGUGGGGCAGCAGUUUGGUGCUGUUGGAGUUGCAGGAGAUUCUUUAACAUCUUUUGGAACAGGUUCUUCAGCCAGCACUAGCAUGUCUGAAAGCACUGCAGUUGGUUCUUCAUUUACAACAGAUGCAAGAUCACUAAAACCACAAAUGUCUCAAGGUCGUUCAAGCCCUCAGAUAGAUCAUUUGAGAAGGAGCCCCACCAUGGAACAAGCAGUACAAACAGCUUCAGCCCACUUGCCUACUCCAGCACCACUUGGGAGGAGUCCUGUACCAGCCAGGCCUUUGUCUGCUAGCCAAAAAUCAUUAGAGAAUCGGGAGCACAGACGAGUUCCAGGUGGACUUGCAGCACGGAGAGGCCGUGGAAGUCACAGAGGGGGUCGAGGAAGAUUUGGUAUUCGGAGGGAUGAUCUAAUGAAGUUUGAGAAGGACUUUGACUUCGAAAGUGCAAAUGCACAAUUCAACAAGGAGGAAAUUGAUAGAGAAUUUCAUAAUAAACUUAAACUAAAAGAAGAUAAACUUGAGAAACCAGAGAAGCCUGUAAAUGGAGAAGACAAAGGUGACUCAGGUGUUAAUAAUCAAAAUAGUGAAGGUAAUGCAGAUGAGGAAGAUCCACUUGGCCCCAACUGCUACUAUGACAAAACCAAAUCCUUUUUUGAUAACAUCUCCUGUGAUGACAAUAGAGAACGGCAACCCACCUGGGUUGAGGAAAGAAGGCUAAAUGCAGAGACCUUUGGGAUACCACUACGUCCCAGUCGUGGCCGUGGAGGGUACAGAGGCAGAGGGGGGAUUGGCUUCAGAGGUGGAAGAGGACGAGGAGGUGGAAGAGGUGUCUUCACUGCCCCUCGAGGAUUCCGUGGUGGAUUCAGAGGAGGUCGUGGAGGCAGGGAGUUUGCUGACUUUGAAUAUAGGAAAGACAACAAGGUUGCUGCAUAAUCUGCACAAAGUUGAAACUGGUUGAACGUCUAGAUCUACUUGAUCCAGAGAAUUAACUUCAGUCUCCACAAAGAAUGAAGUUAACUUGCUGUAUACUUGUCACCAGCACUGGGAUUUAACUAUUUAAUUUCAAAGGGUAUAAUGCUUUGAAAACUUUUGAAAAAUGGCCAUCUUUGAAAACAGUGAGCAUUAACUAUAUUUGAGACAAAAGGAUGAGUAAUUUCUUAUGUAUAGUUAAUUAUAAAGCAGUACUUUGAUGGGGUUUAUUUUUUCAUCCUUAAAAAGAUUUUUCUUAUGACUAAACUGUAUCUGAAGCAAUUAUCAACUUGUAAGGACAGUUGUAUGCAGAAGGCCGUUGAUACUGUGAGUGUUUCGACCCACUGAAGGUUUGUUGGUUUGUUUUGUUUGUUUUUUUUUUUUUU
Messenger RNA from Melopsittacus undulatus (budgerigar), 2005 nucleotides. Its product is annotated as protein LSM14 homolog A-like. Gene Ontology annotation, biological process: cytoplasmic stress granule assembly; P-body assembly. Bases 267 to 1583 code for a protein of 438 amino acids. NCBI's taxonomy places the organism in Eukaryota, Metazoa, Chordata, Aves, Psittaciformes, Psittaculidae. The transcript is spliced from 9 exons. Gene Ontology annotation, cellular component: P-body. Gene Ontology annotation, molecular function: mRNA binding. The record is from RefSeq and is a predicted model, not a curated record.